CAUUUCUGGCUAAGUUGGACAAUGUGAUAUCUGGAUCGGUCUUUUGAAGAAACUGGCUCAGGAAGCUCAGGAGUACGAUUGACUGGAUCGAGUGACUGGACCGUCGUCAAAUCAACGAAACCCGUCAAGGAGGCCUGGACCGGUUGGAUCCGACCCGCCCAUCCGCUUGUGGACCGCUGAUCGAGGCUGAAUGAUCAUCUUCCCGCCCAAGAAAAUGAUGACGCCCAGUGAGAUCCCGCCCCCCACCCCUUCUUCUGCUUCUCUGUCGGACGUGUCCCUGACCACUGAUGAAGCUCAGCCAGCCGACGCGCAAGCGGCUCCAUCGGGUCCAUCGGGUCCAUCGGAAGGUGUCCUGCCAGCAGCCUCUUUCCCGCACCCAUCCGGAUCGGCGUGCAAUCAACCAUCGGCCGAAGACGAGGAGGAGGAAGAGGAGGAGGCUGGCUCCGAUCCCACUUCACCGGCCGAUUCUUCGGAUACGACCACUUCCAACGGGGUUGAGCCCACCCCUCCGGUGCUGAAGGACGAGCCUCUUUUGGAUCCGGUGCCUCGCGGGUUUGUGCGUCGUCGAUCCUCGGUCAGUCUUGAGGAAGGUUCUGACGUGAAAGCCAAUGAGCCGGUCCAUAUCCCCGUCAUCCCUCACGGUGAUCCCCGGGUUCGAAGUAAGCUCAAGUUUGAGGUGAUCACGGCUCGAGUGAGCGAAACUGCCGGCAAGAAACACGUGAGCUACACCAUCAUGAUCAAACGCUUGGGGAACGAUGCCCAUCCGGCUUGCAUCGAGCGGCGAUACAGUGACUUUUGUUACGUGUACGAGAGCAUCCUACGCAAUUUCCAUCCCUCGAUUCUGGGGGACUUCAUGUUUCCCAAGAAAGUCCUGAUUGGUAACUUCAAGGCCGAGGUGAUCACGGAAAGAACAGAGGCCUUCCACAAGUUUCUCAACCUCAUCUCCAGCUGUGAUAAUCUGCUCUACUCGGAUUACUUUUACUCUUUCGUCUCAUCCGAAGAGCACAACGAAGCCGUCAGUCAUAUAAAGCUCUCGCGUUAUGAGGAAGCCAUUCCAUUGCUCGAAAACAUCUUCUACGUCAGGGAAAAGUUACUCACUCUUAGUAGUAUCCAUGUGCUCCAAUGCCUGUGUGAGCUGGUGGCUACAUUACACGCGGUCAAGCGUCACCGGGAAACCAUGGCUUAUGCAAUGGUGACGGCCAAAAGCUUGGAAUUGCUGCGAGGUCACUCCGAAGCAGAAUACAUGCGGGUGCCUUUCCUCAAAUUGGUUUCUGAAACAUCGGGCUUCUUGGGAUUGGAUAAGAAGUCGUACGACAAGCAAUUGGCCGAGCUUCGUUAUCAAGGCGUGAAAAUCGAUAGCGUCAUGCCUCUCCUGGAACUCAUUCGGGAACGCUACAUUCACCGGGCCAGUCAUACGGCUAAAUUAAGUUGAAGUAGCUCACGUGAUGCUCGAUCUUAGCCUGCCCCCCUCCCCUCUCACCAAACAUAUACACAUAUUCCAACUAUAUUCAGUACAAGAGUGAUUCGGAAAUGACUUUGUGAGUAAUCAAAUACUUCUGGUGUCUUAUCUCGUUUCUCAUUCAUAGAUCCUCAAUACCUAGCCAUUGUUUAUAAAAGUAUUUAAAAAUGAAAA
Molecule: messenger RNA, 1633 nt
Organism: Tigriopus californicus
Lineage: Eukaryota; Metazoa; Arthropoda; Copepoda; Harpacticoida; Harpacticidae
Gene: Snx21
Product: sorting nexin-20-like
Exons: 4
Coding region: 191-1432 (413 amino acids)
Biological process (GO): protein transport
Cellular component (GO): early endosome membrane
Molecular function (GO): phosphatidylinositol phosphate binding
Source: RefSeq, a predicted model, not a curated record